AUGGCAACCCCGCAGCGACGAGAUACAGCUAACUCUGCCAACCAACGAGUUCCUCAGAGAAACACGUAUUACUCCUUUGGUGAUGACGGUUUAACAGCGACCAUGGCCGCCUCUGGAGGUCUUCUCCAGAUGUCACGCUUCUUUCCCGAUGCAAAAUAUAAGACAUCAUUUUGUGUUGAUACGUCGUCUAUUGACCAUCCUUAUCUCGUAACCUCUCGAGCUACUGAGCUUUACUCUAGGGCUUCAGAUCUCUACCCCGAAAACAUCGAAUUAGGUUGGGAACUAGGCGAGGUUGUGGAUGACUUUCAUACAUCAGAAUUUGUUCAUGACCGCUGGCCACGCUGCUUUGUUAAGAUGUCAGGCGGGAUGACGUCGACUACACAGUUUGUUUCUUCCGGCCACACAAUCUUCCAGGUCUCCGAGUUUGACUUCCGUGCCUCAAUAUUUAAUGGAUCGUUUCCAAAGAUCAAGGUCAAUACCAACCUCCUCAUCCGAGAGCUUGAUUUCUUCACUCCCCCAGACACACCCAACGGUGGAAACGGGGAGACAGCAGAGGCACCGUACAAGACACUGAUUUCCGACCGCGGAGACUUCAUAAUGAGGAGCCGACUGAUCGAUCAGCAUAACGAGACCGUUGUCGCUCUAUUCAUAUCCGUUCUCUCGCGGUCCAAGUAUUUUAGCUUCGAAGAGACUGAUGGCGAGGUACUGAUAAUUCCAAAUGACGAGCUUUUGACUCUCUUCAAAACUGGGGGGAAGUUCACAAUCGUAACAGCCUUCACGCUUGCGUUACAGCCCUCACAGAACUUACCCAGCACUGCGCCUGUUUCUUUCCAAGACUUCGAGAGUGCAAUGGAAUGUCUGAAGCCCGAUCAAUACGAGGAGCAAACCUUUACAACUGAUCAGCGCCUCAACUUUUGCUUGCAGCGGAAUCUAGAGCACAUUCUCUCUGUCUGCAGUAUCCCAGUAACCCCGCCCGAUCAGUACGGAGGUCAAAUAAUCGCCCUGACAUGCGGUGAUCUUGAUGGGCAUCGAGUUGCAACGUCUGCAAGCUUCUACUGCUUUCAGUUUCUAUUGCUGGCGUUGAAGCAUUUCAACCGUAAGCAUGACAAAAAGGGCUGCCAAUGCCAAUCACCAACCGAGUCUCGUACUCAGCCGACAUAUAUCUGUCGCAUGCGUUCACGCAUCAAAAAAACAUGCGAAGGUCAUCUGAGAUGGGUUUUUGAGAGAGCAGCUCGACCUAAAGGCUUUUUUACUCCGAACUAUUGGGUCAAUGGUGAUGAGAUUGUUGGAUGGGAGGAUAACGCCUAUCUCCCCGGCAAAUCUAUUGUUGACACCCCGUUGCAAAUCAUCAAAGCUGGAGAUUUCUUCAAAGAAUUUGGCUACCUGCCUGUCCCCAAGCAAAGUGUGAACAGUGUUGUGGACUCCUGGGUGAAAGAUCUGGAUGACAACAAUAAGCUGGGAUUAUAUGCAUUUGCCCGUCACAAGAAAGACCCUUUCCAAACCUUCUACUUCACCGAUCACGCUCUUAUCUGGUGGGCUCUGAAAUGUGCAGAAGAUCUACGCCCACAGCUUCGUUUACUAGUACCGCUUGAAGAUGUCAGCAAGCAAAGCGCGAGGAUAAGGCAGGCCGACAGACAGCGGACGAAGCAGUACCAAAAGCCGAGAUUAUACUCUUCCUCCGUAGUACAACAGCAUAUUUUGAAACGGUUUACUAUCGAGAAUCCCGUAACCCAGAAACGUAUGAUAGCGUUGUCUCGCAGCCCGGCUCACAAUCGGUUCCUGCUUCGUACCAAAGACACAUUGCUCUUUCGUGUUAUGGACCUCGGGUUAUUUGACAACACGGGCGAUCUAAACAGCAAUGGGACCUGGGAAGAAACGGUCGAUGUCUGGAGAAGGACAAUCGACUGCCAAACGCGGCAUGAGGGUAAUGAUGACUCCAAAUGGCAAGAGCCUUUGCGUUUCGCGAUAUCUAUCCUGAUGGCACAGUAUGGGAAGCGCAUGAACUCGCGAUCGGUGGGGAACAUGUGGUCACAUGCUAUUUCUACCUUGCUGCAAAGCUCCUCGCCCAACGGCCUUUUUCCAGGAAUGAUGGAUGAGAUUCAAGAGCCUGUCUUUUAUGAUGACGAACUUUCGCGUGAUACCUACUGGAGCACCACCUUUGAGAUACCAUAUGUUCUUUGGAAAUAUGGUUCCAAGACCAGUAUGGUGCUUUCGGAGAAUAUUGCCAACCGUGAGGAGAGCUCAAACGGUGACGAUAUAGUACUGCGAGUGCAAACCAGCCCUGUGGAUACUCGUGGGAUCAUGGAACAGCAUAGGAGUAGCAAGGGUUCUUACUAUCCCGCGUUUCCAAUGAAACGGACACUGCCGUUCAAUAACGUGGUUUAUCAGGAGAAUAUUGUCGAGCUGUUUGAUGAAUGGCUCUAUAAUAUACCCUCGUUCUUUGUGGAUGAAAAGAGUUCCGAUGAAGUUCAACUAGAUUCCGAGGUAGCUCCAGCUCAAACAGACGUUCCAGAAACCGCCAUUCAGACUCAUCCCACUACGCCAAGUAUUGCAAAUCCCAUAGAAUCGCCCUGGAACCGGACCGUCAAGCGUUUCCUGCAUUGGCAGUUGACUACGCCCCCUGCAACGUCUCCCUCGGGUCCAGGGGUGAAUGGGAAGGAAUGCCCUGAAACGGUAGGCGUGGUAGUCGAUGUCCCUAGAUCGCACCAACGGCAGAAGAACUCAGGGAAUGUGGCCUCUUGGGCAGAGUUAAGAGAGAAAAGGCAUGUUGAGAAGAUUGUGGAGAGAGGAAGAAACCCAGACACUGCCAAGAAGAGGUUUUGGUGGUUUCUUUCCAAAAACCCGACAGGGAACAAGAUAUGCCAAAACACACUUCGUGAAGAUUCUUCACUGCUAACAGCCUCUCCGUUAUUGAUGACUGAGGGACUUAAGGCUUUUGUUGAAAGGCAUCAGUCUUACGGAAAGUUCUUCUUCGAAGAUACUGUUGCAGUCCUCAAUACUUGGUCGACUGAACUUCACCUAUCCUUUUUCACUCUUGCCCCUGCCGGCACAACAGGAGAGGGACAGACGUGGGAUCAAAGUGGUGGGCAAUCUCUAGAGCUCCCGGCGCAUGAUACCGCGGGAAGUGGUAGAUCCUUAAGUCGAGUCAUCAUGAGCUUUCACUUUGAGGGUGAUUUCUUUGACCGUUACUGGACGUGCCGGUAUCUACAGGCUGAUCCGCAUGCCAAGAUGAACCAGAUUGAGCCUGAUGAAAAGGAUCCCAAUAGACAGUCGCCGCUACGGGAGCUCUUGUUGGGCGGAGAAAGGAUUAGCGAGGCUGAUCGACUCAAAGCGCCCUGGCGACAGCGUCGAGUGUUGGAACUACUGUUAUUUGACCGAAUUAUCAGUCAAAUGUAUGCCGGUGCUGAGGGGAUUCUAGGAGAGGCCAAGUCCUUGUUCCAGGAGGGUAACGCUCAAGGCAGAAAUGAGCUGAUAGGAGAAGAGACGGAAAAGGUGCACUAUGGAGAAUUUGUCAAUACCAGCAAGCGGUUCAAGAAAGUCCAAAGAGUUCUACAGGUCGUCGAAGGAGACAUUGCUGAGAAUCUGGCAAAGAUCGAGCUGUGGCGGAAUCGAGAGACGGAACGACAGAUGGAAAGACCACGAUGGACCUUUAACGACGAAAGUCGCUAUCGGAGUGUUAUUUCUAAACAAGCAGUCUUUAACAACCACAGCAUCCAGGACCUGGCACGCACUCGUUCAAAAAUCGCGAACUAUAUCGACUCGCUGUCCAAAUCCCUUGAAUUGAUGCGGAUGAGUCUCGAGCAACGGCGUGCAGACGAUAUCCAACGCUUUACGUACGUCACGGUUGUUUUCCUGCCAUUGGGCUUUGCGACUGGAGUAUUCAGUAUGAGUGAUAUUCCAGCUAAAAGAACCCUUUACUCAAUGGUAGCCACGGCUGUAGCUGCUCUAUUGAUCACGACGCUGCUUUUAUAUAAUUCCUCUCGUAUUGCGUUAGUUUGGCAAAGACGGCCCACCCGAAGCUGGCAUCAAGGAUUGGAGGAAUGGGAUGACUCAAGGACGAUGGACGACGAUCAAGUGGAAAAAGUUGGUGACCGAAGGAGGAAGUUAAAGCGGUGGCCAAACACAAAGUUUAGAAAGCAUGAACGAGAUAAUGGUAAGAGUAGCAAUACUCAAUCGCACAAGGUGAUUGGGGAUGCUACAGAUAAUGUGUAA
This is a messenger RNA of Fusarium sp. VM40, 4212 nucleotides long. The record is from the annotation of a GenBank genome assembly. NCBI's taxonomy places the organism in Eukaryota, Fungi, Ascomycota, Sordariomycetes, Hypocreales, Nectriaceae.